Acyrthosiphon pisum (pea aphid) is the source of this 484-nucleotide messenger RNA. RefSeq lists its product as uncharacterized. The transcript is spliced from 2 exons. NCBI's taxonomy places the organism in Eukaryota, Metazoa, Arthropoda, Insecta, Hemiptera, Aphididae. The annotation marks the transcript as partial. The record is from RefSeq and is a predicted model, not a curated record.
CAUAAUAAAUUCUGUCAGUUUAAUUUCAAAUCAGAAAUAAUCAUGUCAAGUCGUUUGUCAAGUAAAAAGUUGACAAGGUCCAGUGAUAUAUUUUUAAUAAAUAAUUGGAUCUACCAUUCGGAUGCCACCCUUUAAAUUAUGAUUUAGUGAGUAACAAAAAAUAUUUAUGAAUAUACGUGUGUAUUUCAGGAAUUGUUUAAAAGCAGUUAUUUUAUUGUGGGCCGGCAUCAUAGCUUUCCAUUCAUCGGUGACCGCUUUCAAGAUAAAUAGUAGGGAAAUACGUGCAGUAAAUUUAAACUAUUGUGGAGGAUUCCUUAGAAAUAUAGAACUAUACAUGGUUUAUGCAGAAGAGGGGGACAAGCUCAAGGAAUUCUUUGAAUUCAUAGACAUUCCAGGAGAUACUGGACCAAUAAAACGUAUGGUGAUACCUUAUGAUCAAACACCGUGUGAAGGAGAAAUGCAGAAAAUCGAAUUGCCCGUAAAG